Molecule: messenger RNA, 1567 nt
Organism: Erigeron canadensis
Lineage: Eukaryota; Viridiplantae; Streptophyta; Magnoliopsida; Asterales; Asteraceae
Product: protein DETOXIFICATION 18-like
Exons: 7
Coding region: 103-1560 (485 amino acids)
Biological process (GO): xenobiotic detoxification by transmembrane export across the plasma membrane
Cellular component (GO): membrane
Molecular function (GO): xenobiotic transmembrane transporter activity; antiporter activity
Source: RefSeq, a predicted model, not a curated record
GAAAAAUAUUACUAACAAGCCAUGUACAUAUAUGUUAGUAAAUGAUAAGUCCAUACAUAUAAGACGUAUCACACCAUCGAUCCUUACUAUCCAACUUUUUCCAUGUCUGAAAUCACUACUCCUUUGAUAGUUAAGCCAGGUAAUGAUCAUGACUACAUCAACAAUACUAGUGAAGAUGGAAAUAGUUGGUUGAAGAAAGUGUUGGACUGGGAAGAGGCUAAGAACCAGAUAUUGUUUUCUCUACCAAUGAUACUAACAAAUGUUGCUUAUUAUUCCAUACCAUUAGUAUCUGUCAUGUUUGCGGGCCAUCUCGGAGAAGUCGAGCUUGCCGCGGCUAAUCUAGCCAAUUCUUGGGCCACGGUCACCGGACUCUCCUUCAUGGUUGGGCAAAGUGGUGCACUUGAGACAUUAUGUGGGCAAGGAUUUGGAGCAAAACUAUACAGAAUGUUAGGAAUAUAUUUACAAGCAUCUUGUUGGAUUUCCAUAUUCUUCUCCAUCCUCAUAUCAAUCCUUUGGCUUUUCACUGAACCUAUUCUCGUUUUACUGCAACAAGAUCCCCAAAUCUCCAAAAUGGCUGCUCUCUACAUCAAGUAUCUUAUACCUGGUCUAUUCGCUUACGGGCUUCUAAAUAAUGUGCUGAGAUUUCUCCAAACACAAUCCAUCGUGUCCCCUUUAGUAUUUUGUUCACUCUUCCCGUUAAUCCUCCAUAUUGGCAUUACUUAUGUACUUGUACGUUGGACUUCUUUAGGUUUCGUUGGAGCCCCAUUGGCUGUUUCGAUUUCAUUAUGGAUUUCAAUAUUUUUGCUAGCAGGAUAUGUGCUUUUUAACGCACGGUUUAAGGAAACUUGGCAAGGUUUCUCCUUGGAAUCAUUUAAUCAUGUUUUUGUUAGUUUAAAGCUUGCUCUUCCCUCUGCUGCUAUGGUGUGUUUGGAGUAUUGGGCUUUUGAGUUACUUGUGUUAUUAGCCGGCAUAUUGCCAAAUUCAGAAAUAACAACUUCCUUGAUUGCCAUGUGUGUUAAUACAGAAGCAAUCGCCUACAUGUUUACAUACGGCCUUAGUGCUGCUGCAAGCACACGUGUUUCAAAUGAGCUGGGAGCUAAGAAUAUCAGUAGAGCUAAGAAUGCCAUGGGUGUGAGUCUAAAGCUGUCUGUCAUCCUUGCUCUUGCUGUUGUUGUGGCACUGGGGUUCGGUCAUAAUAUUUGGGCUGGAUUCUUUAGUGACAGUCUCGUGAUCAUAAACAAAUAUGCUUCUAUGACACCUUUCCUGAUGAUUUCGAUAAUUCUUGAUUCCAUCCAAGGAGUCUUAUCAGGGGUGGCAAGGGGUUGUGGUUGGCAACAUCUAGCUGUGUACAUCAACCUAGCAAUGUUUUAUCUUAUUGGCAUGCCGGUUGCAGUUGCCCUUGCUUUUCUACUAAAACUAUAUGCAAAGGGAUUAUGGAUUGGCUUAAUUUGCGGAUUGUCAUGCCAAACCGGUAGCCUUCUAUUACUUGUAUAUCUUAACAAGUGGACCCAAGUGGAACUCAAUGGAAACAACCAUUUCGACAACAAGAUUCUUGUUUGAUCAAAAA